AUGACUAAGGUAGGAAGGAUUGAUGAACAUCCUUCUGAAAAUGUUGAUCAAGAAGCUAUCAUCGAUCACGAGAUCCAGAAACAACACAAGUUGUGCACUAAACAUUUUCAUGUCAAGUAUAUACGUAGAACGAAACAAAAGGCCAAGCUUACCGAUGAUGCAGUUCCUAUGACUGAACAAGAGUACCGUGCACAUGUAGCGCGUGAACGUUUAGCAUAUGAAGCAUUAGAACAGCAGAGGUUAGUCAACGAAACGGUGCGAUUGGACUUACUUCAAAAAAAACCCCGCCCGACUAUGCGUUCAGGUAGACAACCACGUAGUACCAUACAACCAGAUGAUAAUCCCAAAACAGUUAAGAAGUGUCACUUAAAGGUAGAUUCGACUACGAUACAAUUAGAGGUUAAGACUGUAGCUCUAACUAAAGCUGCUUCGAGAUUAGCAGCUUUAGAAGAAGAGAUGGCACAAUUAUGUAGUGAUAUAAAGAGUGCAGAAAAGAAUCUCACACAACAAAAGAUAAAACAUACUUUUGCGGAAAAUAUUGAAAAAUACGGUAAAGCGUUCAGACCUGGUAGAAGUUCGCUCACUUUUCAGAUUGCUCUGUUACUGUGGUUUGCCAGGGUCAGGCACAACUUAGACCAGGGUGUAUUAACACACGUAUUUGGAUUAACAUGUACACAGACCGUAUCUAACAUUCUUAAUGAUAUGAAUGCAGUUAUUUUGGGCUGCUUCCGGCACCCUCCUAACGCACCUAUAAAUCUAUUUACAAAAGAGACCGUGGAUGCGUGUAAAAUCAGCGGGUUACUAUACUAUAGCACAUGUUAA
Messenger RNA from Sphaeroforma arctica JP610, 822 nucleotides. RefSeq lists its product as hypothetical. The record is from RefSeq and is a predicted model, not a curated record. The transcript has 2 exons. Bases 1 to 822 code for a protein of 273 amino acids. NCBI's taxonomy places the organism in Eukaryota, Ichthyosporea, Ichthyophonida.